Molecule: messenger RNA, 945 nt
Organism: Ilex paraguariensis (yerba mate)
Lineage: Eukaryota; Viridiplantae; Streptophyta; Magnoliopsida; Aquifoliales; Aquifoliaceae
Source: the annotation of a GenBank genome assembly
AUGACACUAGCCACUCGUUCCUUCUUUGCCAAACUCCUCCAAAACACCCACCAGAAAAACCUCCCAAACGGCAAGUCACUCCACGCUCAAAUCAUCAAGACCGGAUCUUCGUCUUGCAUAUACAUCUUCAAUAGCGUCGUCAACUUCUACGCCAAGUCCCACCACUUAACCGAAGCCCACCUUGUAUUCGAAGAAAUCGAAGUUAAAGACAUAGUCUCAUGGAACGGCCUCAUCAAUGGCUACUCUCAGCUGGGGACUCCCAAAUCUUCAUCCUCAGUCAUGAAACUGUUCAAGCUUAUGAGAAAAGAGAAUACUUUCCCUGAUGCCCACACUUUCGCCGGAUUUUUUUCUGCAGCUUCUUUGUUAAACACGUGUUGCAAAUGUGGCCUUGUUGUUGAUGCGCGGAAAGUGUUUGAUAUAAUGCCCGAGAGAAAUUCGGUUUCUUGGGCUACGAUGAUUUCUGGGUAUGCUAUGCAUCGAUUUGCUGGUUAUACUUUGGAGGUUUUUAGGAUGAUGACGUGGGAGGAAAAGGAAGAUGUGAAUGAGUUUGUGGUAACUAGUGUUCUUAGUGCUUUUACCUUGCCAAAAUUUAUUGAUAUUGGUAAGCAAAUUCAUUGUCUUGCUGUGAAAAAUGGGUUGUUUUCAGUUGUAUCAGUUGGAAAUGUUGUCGUUACCUUGUAUGCAAAGUGUGGAAGCUUAGAUAACGCGUUGCAAAUGUUUGAACUUUCGAGUGAGAAGAACUCUAUUACGUGGUCUGCAAUGAUCAUUGGGUAUACACAAAGUGGCGAUGGUGAGAAGGCAUUGAAAAUGUUCUCGGAUAUGCAUUUUUCUGGGAUGAGGCCUAGUGAAUUCACUCUUGUUGGGGUGCUCAAUGCUCGUAGUGAUGUUGGUGCUACUGUAGAAGGAAAACAGUUGCAUGGCUAUUUGAGGGUAAAUGUCAUAUAA